GUUAACAUUACAACCAGAAUAGAAAAAAUUUAGUUUCAGGAAAGUUGGUGAAGGUACGACCAGUUCUCAUACGCGUAUUUCUGGUAUACCAAGAAAAUGGGCGCCAACAUUGGAGUCUCUGUUUUCUUCUUUCUCACUUUCCCAUUUUUUGCAAGAUCAGUUAAUCUUGGAGGCGCUUGCCAAAGUAUGUGGAACAAUGCUGGAAAUAACUUGAUCGUUCCAGCAGAAUUAACUGUCAAUGCGGUCCAAAACGCAGCUCCGUUGUUUACCGUGGUUCCUGGAGCUGGAGGAGUUGGAAAAGUCAAUUCCCCUGUAUUUGCCCGAUUCCGAGAUCUAUUGGUUGAUUACCAGGCUGUGCCGUUUGUUCUCAAUCAGCAACAUAUAAAUGACUUCAUAACUGCGGUAACCCAACCAGGCGGACCUAUGCAGGCAGCCUUGAAUUAUUUAGUAAAUCAACCGGGAUCAUUGCCUCCAGGAGUGACCACCCUAGAACAAUUUAGAUGCAUUUUGGAAGAAUUAUGGUUCCGGAACAGCGACGGAUUUAAACAUGUUUUUGUUGGGAAUCAAAUAAACGCUAACAGUUUCAAUGGAUUUCACAACUGGUACCAGUUCUUCCUUGAGCAAGCGAGACAACCGACUCAGACGACAAAUAUCGCUUUUAAUCAGCCACCGCAUCUGCCGCCUUUCGUGGGAAAUAGAUUGCCAUAUUUUCUGCGUGGCUUAGCAUUCACCUGGAGAGGGGCGAACAAAGUACCACAAGGCACCAGCAGCUGCAUGUUCGUAGGAACCAGCCCAGCAUUUGAUUUGGCCAUGUUUACUGCUUGUGUCUUAAGAGGACGUGCACCUGGAGGAGGAGUAAUAGGAGGAAACGGCAAUCGAGUUACAGACUGUGAGUGCAAUAUUCACGUGCCUGCGGGAGGGCUACCGCAGAGCCUGGUGCGAUUUAGGACCGUCGAGAACCCAAAUAAUGAGAGGGUCGUCACCGCCUAUCCAAGAAAUGUCCUAUAGAUGAAUGAUCACCGUUUUGU
Messenger RNA from Stylophora pistillata, 1028 nucleotides. Its product is annotated as poly(U)-specific endoribonuclease-B-like. Gene Ontology annotation, molecular function: RNA endonuclease activity. The record is from RefSeq and is a predicted model, not a curated record. Lineage: Eukaryota; Metazoa; Cnidaria; Anthozoa; Scleractinia; Pocilloporidae.